UUCCAAGUCGCUGUGCUGGUUACAAGCCACACCAGAACCAAGUCAAGUUCAGUCAAAUUCCAAAAGUCAGUUCACUAGCCGGCCGUAGCCAACUGGCUUCGUCUACCGGUCCAGUCCAUAUGUGCUGGGAUGUGUGCGGUGAAGUUGUUGACAACGGCACGAAAUAGCGAGAUUCCGUAAAAACAUUCGCACUAAGAUUAUAGUCUGCAUCACCCACGUUGAUCCUCUUAAAGAGCAGCCACCAAAGGCACUUCUGAUUUCCAGGUGCUGCGCAAGCGCAAGUUAGUACGUUGGUUUAUGACCGGCACUUGGCUUACUUGAAAUUGAUCUCGCGAAUAUUUUUCUUCAACGACAACCCGGAAAUGUUCAUAAAACCGUUCAAAAUCAAGUCGAACGUCCGGCUCAGGAACACUGAUCGCAAGCGCCUUCGUUCUCAGCUGGAGUCCCAGUACCCCCACCUGAGUGCUAGUCAGCUGGACGAGCUCUGCCCUGUCGGGCGAGGUGGCGAACUCUUCCAGCUGCGUCUGCUGUGCCACGGAGGCGAAUCUGUGGUGGCCUACAGCCUGGACUCGGAGCCCCUGUUCUUCGAGCACGACGGGGGCCGCCUGGUGCCCAGCCUGUACACUCUGUGGCGCCUGCCCUCCAUGCUGCCUUAUGUCUGCACCUGGAAGCCAGUCGUGGAGCGGCUAGCAGGUGGUGCAGACUUCAUGGCACCAGGGCUGGCUGGCUACAGCGAGAACCUUUCCGAGGCUCGUCUGGGUGACUCAGUGGCGGUUCGAGUGGCCGGAGAAGGCAGGGCCGCCGUGGCUGUCGGGUGCCUUCUGCAGAGCCCCAAGGCAUUAGUGGCUGAGCAGCGAUCUGGUAAGGCCGUUGCCAUCGCGCACGUUUUGGGUGACCAACUGUGGGCACACGGUGGCAAGCGGCCGCUGCCCCAGAUCGACGGCGACAGUUGUGGCGAAGAAGAGGACGAGGAAAAUCAACAGCCAGAGUCCCCAGAAACGGACAAACCGGCAGCACUACUUGAAGAAAACUCUUUAGCAGUCGACGAAGAGCAAUGCACACCUCCUGAGAAGCCAGCAAUGGCGGAAGUGCAGCCGGAGCCAUCAGAGGAUGCCAAGGAAGAGCAGCGGGUUGAAGAAACGACGGACACCAUGGAUGCCCUGCUGGAGAGCUGCGUGCUGUCGGCACUGCGAUCUAAGCUUCCCUUGCCGUUGCUUGCAAGCAGCCUGUACAGCGGUCACGUCCUUCCACGCUGUCCUCCGGGUCGGCAGAUCGACAUCCGGCGUACUUCGUACAAGAAGCUGUCCACCUACCUGGCACAUUUGCAGUCGGAAGGUCUACUGGCACUGAAGGAGACCAGUCCGGGCGUCCAGAGCAUUGUGUCGGUUCGCAGGGAACACCCUCGCCUGCGCGGCUUUGCUCAGAUGGAACUGCCACCGGCCGAGCCACCCAAGAGGGACGGCUACCGCUUCCCCACCAUCCGGGAGCUGCGCUCCAUCACGGCCGCCGUGCUGCCCCUCUUCCCUGGUCGCAGCAAAGGACACGCACUGGGACUCGAUGAAGUGAGGGCCGUCAUCAGGAGCUACGUGAAGGAAAAUGAACUUCAAGAUCCAGAUGACAGAAGCUUGGUGAAAAUGGACCCACGCCUGAGUGACGCGGCAGCGUGCUCGUCGGAGAAGCUCAGCUGGGAGGAACUCUUUAACCGGGUGCUGUCGCGGAUGCAGCCCGCGCACGAAGUGACGCCCGCAGACGGCGGGCGAUCCACCAUCCACCGCGGUGCCCUGCCCCCGAUUUCGUUCACGGUGGCUCAAAGAACGGGCAACAAGAAGGUGACCCUCGUCGAGGGUCUCGAGUCGUACGGCAUCGACAUUGCACACCUGGCACAUGAGGUUCAAGUGGGCGUGGCGGCCAGCGUGUCCGUUACCCCUCUGGCCAAUGGCAAGCAGCAGGUUCUCGUCCAGGGCAAUCAGGUCGCUUUCAUGGAGAGACUGCUGACCGGCUCAUCGUAUGGUGUGCCCCGCAAGUACCUCAAAGGCCUGGAACAUGCGGCGGGAAAGAAGAAAGGAGGCACGCGAAAAUGAACUUGACUGCCAACUUCACUUGUCAACAGACAUUGGGGCAGCCCGACCAAUCAGUCUGGAAUUGGCCGCCUCCCGACCAAUUGUGGGUCUGCGUUCUCUGGUCAGGAAUACACAUUCAAUGCACACGGGUUGUGCGUGCGCAGCCGGACUAUGGAGAAAAGGGAGCAGGUGUUCAACUGUGCCUGAACAUGAACUGAACCUGGGUCACUUGUUCCGUGAGUGUCUAGAGUGGUAGAUGCAGCUGGUGUCUCCCGGAACGCCGCCCACCUGACAAGAAUAGCGGCAAUGGUCUGUCCUUUCCUGAAGCUUUGGAUGCAGGAGCCUUGCUCUUAUUUGAUGAAUGAAAUUUCAUUUUCAUUGUGUGCUAAUUGACGGAGCCAAUGAAUGUUGAUGUACAGGGAGGAAUGGAAUGCCUUCCCUUAAUGCUUACCGCUCCACCGCAAUAUUGUAAAAUCCAUAAGUGUGAUUGAU
Rhipicephalus microplus (southern cattle tick) is the source of this 2552-nucleotide messenger RNA. RefSeq names its product eukaryotic translation initiation factor 2D. The record is from RefSeq and is a predicted model, not a curated record. Lineage: Eukaryota; Metazoa; Arthropoda; Arachnida; Ixodida; Ixodidae. Gene Ontology annotation, molecular function: translation initiation factor activity; RNA binding. Gene Ontology annotation, biological process: translational initiation; formation of translation preinitiation complex.